AUGGAGAUGAUUAUUCCAGUAGUCGUUAAUGAUCUCGUGAGCCGUCUAGUCUCCAAACUAGUCCACACAUACCAAGAGCGGGAGAAUGUUGGGCAGAAGCUCAGGAAGCUACACCUGAUGCUGCUCAAGAUCCAUGCUUCCGUCGACGAGGCGGAGCAACGGUUCAUCACGAACCAGCCGAUCCUGCUGCAGCUCAAGGUGUUCAGAGAAGCCAUGUGCCAAGGCUACUACUUGCUCGACGCGUUCGAGAGCAGAGCUGCGGAGGCAGAGGGCGAUCGGGAUGAGGUGAGGAAUCUCUACUCCAUUUCCUCGUUCAACCCUCGCAAACGCAUACGGAGGAUGUCCAGCGUUUUAAGGAGCGUGCUCCUAGGAGACAAGGACAUGAGCAAGCUGCAGGAGAUGAUCUGCUUGUUGGAAGACGUCGAUGCAAAUGUGCUAGCGUUCAACACGCUUGUGAGCGGCUAUCCUCUUCGGCCUCGUCGGCGGCCUUAUGACACCUAUCUGGACAUCAGCAAUUGUCUCUUUGGUCGCCAUGCCGAGAAGGAACACAUUAUCAGUUUUCUGCUUGAGCAAGACGAUGAUGACAGUACUGAUGCUCAAGCCUUGAGUGUUCUACCCAUCAUAGGCCACCAUAGGUCCGGCAAGAAAACCCUCAUGGAGAAUGUUUGCAAAGACGAGAGGGUGCGCGGCCACUUCUCCUGGAUUUCCCUCCUGGAUGGAGAUGAUUUGGAGGGUGAGAUGCUUGAAGCAGCGAUUGUGUCCAGGGGGGAAGAAGGGAUGCUGAUCUCAAACCAUGAUUUGCAGCUAAAGAGAUGCUUAUUUAUCAUCGAGUUCGCCUUAAGCGUGGACCAGGAAUCAUGGGGCGUGUUCUAUCGUCGAGCCAGCAACCUCAUGAAGGGAUCGGGCAGCAAGAUUGUGAUAAUUAGUUCCCUGAGAGAGGCUGAAAAAUUGGGCACAGCGAAUCCCAUGAUUCUCAGGAACCUAGAACCUGAGCAGUUCUGGUAUUUCUUCAAAGCUGUUGCCUUUGGCAGCACAGACCCAAAGGAACACCCAAGGCUACUCUCUAUAGGAAUGCAGAUAAAUGCUGCCAUCGAUGGAGGUUUCGCUCGCGCCCAAUGGUACGGAGGUGUUCUAAGGGAAAACCUUGACGUUCACACUUGGUCUCUUCUCUUGAGCUUCGCGAAAAAGGCGCAAAAGGGAGAUGCACACUAUGGACCCCGUUACAAGGCCGUUUCUCUCUACACGGUUGGUGGUACUGAAGCGAGUCAUUCGUGCGUCUUCAGAAGAAGUCGUAUGGAUGUUGUCAAUGGGAAGCUGCCUGAACUGACAGUCCAUGAUGUUAUGAGCCUUGGGCGCCGUCCAAAGGUAGCGCCCACUGGUAAGAAAUUUGAUGCACUUGUGUGGAGAUCUGUCCUCCCACCGUACCGUGUUUAUGUGAAAACUUAUGCAAUGCUAGAUGAAUCAGUUGAAAGAAAGGUACCAUUUGCGUCCAAUGAAACAUUGGAUGAUAUGGACGACAAACUACUGAGAGUGUAUUAA
Panicum virgatum (switchgrass) is the source of this 1539-nucleotide messenger RNA. RefSeq lists its product as uncharacterized. The transcript has a single exon. The record is from RefSeq and is a predicted model, not a curated record. NCBI's taxonomy places the organism in Eukaryota, Viridiplantae, Streptophyta, Magnoliopsida, Poales, Poaceae. The coding region runs from base 1 to 1539 and encodes 512 amino acids.